Messenger RNA from Mercenaria mercenaria, 951 nucleotides. RefSeq lists its product as uncharacterized. The record is from RefSeq and is a predicted model, not a curated record. Bases 1 to 951 code for a protein of 316 amino acids. NCBI's taxonomy places the organism in Eukaryota, Metazoa, Mollusca, Bivalvia, Venerida, Veneridae. Gene Ontology annotation, molecular function: protein binding. The transcript has 3 exons.
AUGGCCGAGUGGUUCAGGUUGUCGGCUUUGAAUCACUUGCCCCUGAACUCUGUUAGUUUGUACUCUACACUUGUCGUCAUUGGCGUAAGCAAUCCAGCUGGCCUUUGGAUGUUCGGUGGUUAUACCCACAUGACGUCCCCGCAAGUGCGUGAAAUAAUGCCGGGAGAGUCAUUGAAAAGACCAGAGGUUGUUUUUUCUGCAAGAAAUUCAAGAGAAACCUCACUGACAAAUGGCCAAACAAUGGUUUUCACCGAGAUCAUCUUGAACAAGGGCGAUGGUUACAACAAAGAGGACGGGGUGUUUACAGUUCCUUAUACUGGCAUCUACAUGUUCACUGUGCAGUGGUGUAUACCUAGCAAUAAAGGAUUUAAUUUUGACUUCGUAGCAAAUGAAGUUCCCUUCAAAAAGUCGUCUGCUUAUCGUAAAGUUGGUGUUGUAUGUGAUAAUUUUGAUGCCCUGACCACUACGCUCAUAACCGAAGUCGAGUGUAUAAUUAACGAUCGACCGCUGACACAUUCAUCAACAAAUCCAGCAGACGACGAACCCCUGACGCCUUCACACUUACUAUACGGGCGAAGAAUCACCUCACCUAUCUAUCCAGAUGACCGAGAAGAACCGGAAGCAGACGACAUGUCACGUGAUAAAGCAGACAAGCUAUACCGUUUUAAGUCUGCUACAAUUGAGCAUUUUUGGUCCCGGUGGAAGCACGAGUACCUUACGUUGUUAAGAGAGUUCCACAAACGUUUGGGAGGCGAAGGCGAUCCGAUUCGAAUUGGCGACGUAGUCCAGAUUCACGAUGAUACAUUACCCAGAAGCAGGUGGUCCUUAGGUGUUAUUGAUGACGUUGUUAUUGGAGCAGACGGACGAACACGUGCAGCACGAGUCAAAUCUAGAAAGGGCAUCAUUACCAGACCUAUAGCAAAACUUUAUCCGCUUGAGCUGAUUGAAUAG